This is a messenger RNA of Sclerotinia trifoliorum, 1250 nucleotides long. The record is from the annotation of a GenBank genome assembly. Lineage: Eukaryota; Fungi; Ascomycota; Leotiomycetes; Helotiales; Sclerotiniaceae.
AGAUUUACCCUAAUGGCAAGGCUACGCGAGGCUUUAGUCCAACCAGGUGGUGAUGUCAUGAAAGGCUACAUUUAUCGAUAUCCCUUGCGCAUCGGCCAUUGCACCAUCCUAUGACAGAAGUUUCAAUUGAAAAUGUCGGCAGCAAAAAGAACCAUAGAUUCCUUCUUUAAACCGCCCGCGAAGAGACCCCGAGUAUCAGAAUCGGCAACUCUAGAAGAGAAGCCAAAAGAAGAGAAAUCUCACACUGUGAGUAUUAUAUAAUUCAACACCUUCAUCUUCUCCACUAACCAAUGAAGGAACGCGAAUUCACGCAUCACUCGACAUACCCAUUCCCAAUACCAUAUUUUCCGUCAUCUAUAUCCUCGGAGCUGGCAUCUUUUCCAUCCACGAUUGCCAAAGAAAUAAACGAUCAAGCUGAUCUUGACCUUCUUUACUUUCAGCCUUAUAUUCCUAAAUAUCUGGAACGUCAAGUGUUUCAAUUUCUUCGUUCGGAGUUGCCUUUCUAUCGUGUGGAGUAUGAUAUCAAUCGAGGGGGAAUAUCAACUCAUAUCAAAACCCCAAGGUAGCCAAUCCGUGCUUUGAAUGGAAGCCAAUCACUAACACUUGAGAAGAUGGACUACGGUGUUUGGUCUCGACGAGACAUCGAGAUUUAGUGAUAUUGGAGAAGUCAUCGAUACCACUAGCAGCAAGAAAGUCGAGAAAGAGCGGUAUUAUACCAAAUAUCCACCUAGGCCAAUUCCCAAAUGUUUAGAAGAUUUACGACUUUCAACUGAAGCGGCAACGGGUUGCAAAUUCAACUUCUGUCUCGUCAACUAUUAUGCAUCCGGGUCUGAUUCGAUCUCAUAUCAUAGUGACGACGAAAAGUUUCUAGGCCCACUACCGGCUAUUGCAAGUUUCUCGCUUGGAGCAAAGAGAGAUUUUGUCAUGAAACAUAAACUUGUACCGCCGAAUGAAAAUGCUCCUCCUCCGCCAGAAACCAAACCUAUUAAGCUGCCACUUGCAAGCGGGGACAUGAUACUGAUGCGAGGUAGAACACAGGCAAAUUGGCUUCAUUCCAUCCCCAAAAGAACAGGGAAGAAUGCAGACGACGGAGGGAGAAUCAAUAUUACCUUUAGACGUGCUAUAGUAAAAGGUGGGACGGAGAACUAUUAUAAUUAUAAUGUCGGCACUGGACCUGUGUAUAAAUGGAAUAACAUCCUGAGGGAAAUGAGAAUAUGGAAAGAAUCAUAAUUGGAUUGCUCUUCACCCAC